Daldinia loculata is the source of this 2021-nucleotide messenger RNA. Its product is annotated as Golgin subfamily A member 7/ERF4 family-domain-containing protein. Bases 1 to 1902 code for a protein of 633 amino acids. Gene Ontology annotation, cellular component: endoplasmic reticulum palmitoyltransferase complex; extrinsic component of endoplasmic reticulum membrane. The transcript is spliced from 3 exons. Lineage: Eukaryota; Fungi; Ascomycota; Sordariomycetes; Xylariales; Hypoxylaceae. The record is from RefSeq and is a predicted model, not a curated record. Gene Ontology annotation, biological process: protein targeting to membrane; peptidyl-L-cysteine S-palmitoylation.
AUGAGCAUGCCACUGCGGUGUUCCAUAUUAGUGCUGGAAGUCCCGAAUUACUACUGCAGAACUAGCCACCAGCAGCAGCAGCAGCAGCAGCACCAGCAUCCACACCCGCGCCCGGACCAGCCACUCACAACGGCCGUUUUGCUUGUCUCCCCGUCACCUGCAGAAUCCUCACUCGCUUCAAUUCCACUCGAUCGCGUCUGCGUCUGCACCUGCGUCUAUCUUUGUAAUACCCGACCACAACGCCAACCUUCAUCGCAAAAGUCGAAUUUGCCGUCCAAGGCCCAGUACAAUAAAUCCGGCCGUCAAGGCGGCCAUUUCUCCUUCUCAUCUCAAACGGCUUCGCACGCAGACACUCGUUCUGCGAACCCGUUACCGGCCGCCCUAGAUGUACAGCAGUCCAAUGCCCCUGUCAAUUCGCCAUCUCAGCCAUCUCAGCAGCCUGAACAUCCCACCGUUACGGUCCCAGAUCCUGCCGUAGUCACCACACAACAGCGACAAUCAACUAAUCCCCGAAGGAACUUACUGGCCACAGGGCCCCCCGGACCCUUCGAUCGCAUCCAUCAAUCGCCUUUCCAUAAUCGUGUAGCCGCCUCUACUUCUGCCCCAUUUUAUAGUCUACCGCGUCGAUUUGGCCCUGGUCGUCUUUGGAAUCCUACUAAUUCGACUCCAAGAGUUCCUCCAUCUCGAACGCCUCGACCCCCUCGGCAGUCCCGCAAACGCCGUCCAUCCACCCCGCCUCCCCCUUCCGUGCCCGUAAACCAUCCUACUAUUGAAGUUUCAUCAGACCCAUCUGAGCCUAUUGGUUUUGGAGCAGGCGACUAUCCUCUCCUUCCACUUCCAGAUAAAUCAACACGGACCAGUCCACAUCUCGAGGGUAGAACCAGUUUUGAUAAAAGGAUAAGCCUUCCUCUUUCGCUCCGGCACUCCUACGACGGCAAGCGCAUUUCCAAUCCUCCACAGGAGACCGAGGCUGGACCGUCGGAACUCAAACCCAAGGCCGAAAGGGCCAAAUUCACUGGUUUGAGGAAGCGCGGUCAAAGUGUUACCAAGCGAGCACGAGCCAUAAGCUUUGGGCUUGUCCGACCCGAUACGUCCGAAAGCUCCAAUCAGAAGCUCGACAAGGGAAAGGGAAAGGCCACCAUGCCCCCGAUGGGAAUUGAUGAUUCCAAGAGGUCAUUCUCUAAAGACCUAGAAAGAGGACCCUCAGUUCUAGGUCUCCGGCAUAAUGGAUCAAAUGUGUCACUCCCGCCCGGCAUGAUCUCGGGCAUAUCCUCCAGCAAUUCUUCUAUUCUGGGUGACCCCGAUCAACCAGAUCUAGGCGAAGAAUGGGGACCUCAACAUCCGUGCUAUCCACAUUUAAAUCCCCACGUACCCAUCAAUUCUCCGGAAUAUGCGAGUACGCGGAUUAUACGCAUCCGAAGAGAUUGGCUAGUAGAAGGGGACUUGGCGCCUACCUUCUCGAAUCUCUAUCCGGAAAUUCUAGACCCGGCGGGUGUAUCAGAGCAGGAGUUCCGUCGGGUCAUCGAAAAGCUCAAUGGGGAGCUCGUACCUAUCUUCAGCCCCUAUAACUGGAGAAAUAUACUCGAUGGCGUAUUAGGCUUGCUUACGGGUUGGAUAUGGGACGACUUAGGCCUUACACAUACCAAGAUGAGAUUGCGUCAGUUGGAGGAUUGGAUCGACAAAUGGAACAUGGAGAUGGAGAAGGCAGUAGGCUCAGACGAGAGUACAAUUGCUCCCAAAAUCAUCUCUUUAAGACGUACGGGAUAUAUGAAUCUCGACUUUCAAAUUCCUGAUCCAGAGAUAGCACCUGCUUCAACCGAGGCGUCGGGGUCAAGGUCCGGCCCAAAUUUACCAGUCGAACCUCAGCCAGCUGUAUUACAUGUACCACCCAUCGAGGCAUAACAGCAACAUCUCAUUCUUCAUUAAACCCACUGUACAAACUCGUUUUCACUUCAUACCUUAUUUAAUCGGACUCGGCCCGUCGCGGCCUGUACGAAUCACGAAGAUACCCAAGCAUACCU